CUAUGGACCCCGUACAUAUAAAUACGAACCCUUUGGGCUCGAUGUUUCUCUAAGUCUAGUAUGUUAUAAUCCUAAGUCGAGUCUCACCACCACCAGUCGUCGUCCCCUCUCAGAGUAAGAACGCUCUAUGGAUUCAAACAUAUUACCAGCAGCAGUAAGCGGGAAUGUCAAUGGGCGUGCAUCAUCGUCGUACAGACGAAAAGACAGCCUUGACGAUACAGUCUGGAGUUGUGAUGCGUCGACUAUACCCAAGCAUGACCUAGACGGCAAGACCCUAUCGCCAAGCUUAAGAAAGGAUGACUACCAAAAUCCAUCGAGCCUCGGCAGUGACUCAGAAAUGAAGAGAGAUGGGGUUGACCCGCGAGCCCAUAUCUUCCUCGGCAGGCCCAUGUCAGUCAUUCACGAAGUCGCGUUCUUCGUUGUUGUGUCGACAGCCAACUUCACUCCUCAUUCCGGUUUCCAUCAAGCACUUUGCAUUCUGCGACUUAUAGGCUCUGACCUGGGUGUCACGAGCCCCGGGCAGCUCGUAUGGAUCAUCGCAGGGUACGGCCUUACGGGGACGUUUAUUCUCCUAGCAGGCCGUCUCGGAGACGUAUAUGGGCACAAACUCAUCUUCCUCGUUGGAAAUGGCUGGUUUGCCUUGUUCUCUUUGGUCGCUGGGUUGUCCAUUUACACUCCCAAACCAUAUGCCGUCUUCCUCUUCGCGCGCAUCAUGCAAGGCGUCGGCCCAGCACUGCUAGUACCAAAUGCAGUAGCACUAUUAGGCGUCACCUAUGUACCUGGACCACGAAAGGCCAUGCUGUUUGCAAUUUUUGGAGCUAUGGCUCCAGCAUCUGCCAUAAUAUCGCCCGCAUUUACAAGCUUGCUGGCGUUGGCGCGUUGGCCUUACGCUUUUUUUGCGCUAUCUCUUCUAUUGAUCGUUAUCACAGUUGCCAGCUUGCUCAUAAUUCCUGGCGGGCUGUCUCCCGAGAGAGGGAGAGUACCUGUACGAGGUUUCAAAGCCUUGUGUACCGAGUUGGACAUCCUUGGUGCUCUGACUGGAGUUAGCGGCCUUGCCCUGAUCAGCGUUUCGUGGAACCAAGCAUCCGUGAAUGGCUGGCAGAACCUGUACGUUCCAACGCUCCUAGUAGCAGGCAGUCUAUUAUGCGUUAUCUUCGUCCUUGUCGAAAAGCACGCCAAAAAACCUCUAAUACCACUCGAAGCUAUCAACUCGGGUGUAGUUUUCGUCCUCGCGGCUGUCUUCUGUGGUUGGGGGUGCUUUGGAAUCUAUAUUUAUUACAUUUGGGGGUUUUAUGAGGUACUACGCGGCGCGUCGCCCCUGUUGGCUACAGCGAUGCAUAGCCCAAUUAUAGUCAGUGGCGUUGCCGCAGCUAUUACCACAGGCAUGAUCAUUCAUCGAGUUGGGCCUGCCGUGGUAAUGGCUCUCGCCUUGUUAGCUUUUACCAUCGGUACUACUCUUAUUGCGACAGCCCCCAUUAACCAGACGUAUUGGACACAGACAUUCCUCUGUAACCUGAUCAUUACCUGGGGAAUGGACUUGAGCUUUCCGGCGGCGACACUCAUGCUUUCAGACCUAGUUUCUAGUGAACACCAAGGUAUCGCGGCUAGCUUGGUCACGACGGUGGUGAAUUACAGCGGCGCACUGGCGUUGGGCGUUGCUGGGACAGUCGAACUCCAAAUCAAUAAUGGCGGUGUGACCCCCGAGGAUAUCCUGAAGGGAUAUAGGGGAGCUUGGUAGUGAGUACACUUGGACCCCCUUUUCUAUCCUUUAAAAACGAGUCCAAAUCAAGGCUGGAAGUUCCUAGCCAAUCCGUUUGGGAUUCGU
Hypoxylon fragiforme is the source of this 1825-nucleotide messenger RNA. Its product is annotated as MFS general substrate transporter. Gene Ontology annotation, cellular component: membrane. Gene Ontology annotation, biological process: transmembrane transport. The record is from RefSeq and is a predicted model, not a curated record. The coding region runs from base 128 to 1738 and encodes 536 amino acids. NCBI's taxonomy places the organism in Eukaryota, Fungi, Ascomycota, Sordariomycetes, Xylariales, Hypoxylaceae. The transcript is spliced from 2 exons. Gene Ontology annotation, molecular function: transmembrane transporter activity.